GUGCAUCACGCUUCCGACUUCCGGAUAUUCAGCGUUUCUUGUGUUGGAGCAAAGCUUGAACUUUACAACUAUCAAUUCAUUAUAGUAACAGAUGAUCUCUACUAGACAGAAACACUUUCGGACUGAAGUAAUUGUAGUGAGGAAUUCUGCUACAUUUAGCGCUAAUAUACACAACCAUAAGCCGCUCAUUCAACUGCCGACGCCGGUCUCCCACUAGAAUUUCGACAACGUCAUUGUAUUACAUAACUAUAUUACCCGAAAACCCCCUGGACAGCCUCAAGUCAAAGCAGACAAAGGUGACAAGGCCUGCUGUCACUGGACUACUUGGUUACGCGCCUGUGUAGAGGAGGGACAUCACUAGACGUCAUGAUUCGACAAGGAAACAUAACAUGGACGACUACCACGACUGUGACCAAAGAUGGAAAAACCGUCAAAACCAAAGAGAGCGGAACUGGAGUGCCUGGCAGGGGCAGAUCUCCUGUCAGGGGCAGAUCUCCUGACCCUAUGUUCGACCUAGGAAUGGGGAGCACAUCCAUGGAUAACUUCCUGUCUGCCGGAGCACAGCCGAGACGGGCCUCGUCCCCAAUUUUCAGUGAUUUUGGUGCGUUCCACGAGCCCAUGGAAUUCCAUACAACCACAUUCAACACGGAAGUCAAGAAGACAGGAAAACAGAAGAAAGAGAAGAAAGAGAAAGACACAGAUGACGACCAGAAAGAGAAGAAGUCCGGAAUUAAGGAUAAGGUGAAAGGGUUCGUCUCAUCUGUGUUGACAUCAAAGCCGUCUCCCGAGGAAGAUUUGACCCAGCGGAUGGAGAGAACCACCGUUAGCGACCUCGGGCCGGUGCAAGUGUUCCUGUCCUACCAGUGGGACCAUCAGAAACAGGUGACCCAGCUCCAUGAUAUGUUGGAAGAGAAAGGCCACAGCUGCUGGAUGGACAUUAAGGAGAUGGGCGGGGGAGAUCAACUGUACGCAGCGAUAGACAAGGGCAUGAGACAGGCCAAGGUCGUCAUCAGCUGCGUCACUCCCAAGUACACAGAGUCUGCCAACUGUAGGAACGAAGUCGCGCUUGCGCACAGCCUGAAGAAAACUAUCGUGCCCGUCCUGCUGGAGAAAACGGCCUGGCCGCCAGAGGGCCCCAUGGCCAUGCCGUUCGCACAACUCUUGUACAUCGACUUUACAAAAGAACCCAAGAGGAAUCCCUGGCAGGGGCCUCACCUUGACGAACUCAUGACAAGCGUUGAGCAGAGCUUGAAGGAAUAG
Branchiostoma belcheri (Belcher's lancelet) is the source of this 1260-nucleotide messenger RNA. RefSeq lists its product as uncharacterized. Lineage: Eukaryota; Metazoa; Chordata; Leptocardii; Amphioxiformes; Branchiostomatidae. The record is from RefSeq and is a predicted model, not a curated record. The coding region runs from base 367 to 1260 and encodes 297 amino acids. The transcript has 8 exons. Gene Ontology annotation, biological process: signal transduction.